AUGUACUGCCCUCUGGUGGCCAGCAGCAUGGCCAGGAGGAGCCAGCCUGCACACACUCAGGCGUGUGCAGCCUGGCAGAAAGCACAGCUGUGCAGACACUUGGAGGCAGAAGGAGUCGGGACAGAGAGGAGGUUAGAAAGGAGGAGGAAAGCACCGACUGUGGGUACAAGUAAGAUCUGUGUGGUGCAGACCACCCAGGCACCCUGGCUGGACACACUGGCUGAGCACCUGGUGCCCAUCUCCCUGGGCAGGGGCCCCACCUUCGUCCCCACCUUUGUCUGGACACACAGAACUUUUGCCACCUCCCAACAGGUGUUGGGCCGACUGUUUACAAGGUAUGGGUGCAUGUGCCCGUAUGUUGAAGAGGACGGUGGACCUGUGGAGCAGCUGAAAAAAACCAGCUCCUAAAGCAGAUCAAGAUACGCCUCAAGGGGUAACGCAAACUCCAGUGGCCUCUCCAGGGCCAGAGCAGGCUCCAGGCUUGGCCCUCCCUGACCUGCGGGGGGCGCGGAAGAACCCAUGCAGCACGGGAGCAACUCGCCUCCGCUCCCGCGAGGCCUCUGGCCCCAGGUCUGAGCCGGUGUCAGCUGCCACAGCAGAGAGGGUCCC
This is a messenger RNA of Phyllostomus hastatus (greater spear-nosed bat), 609 nucleotides long. Its product is annotated as ral guanine nucleotide dissociation stimulator-like. The transcript is spliced from 5 exons. The record is from RefSeq and is a predicted model, not a curated record. Bases 1 to 408 code for a protein of 135 amino acids. Lineage: Eukaryota; Metazoa; Chordata; Mammalia; Chiroptera; Phyllostomidae.